UUCAUGCUUUGCAAGUCUCGCGACAACAUACCUGAGCGUGUUUGCUGGCAGGAGACAGGAGUCACCUGAGGCUCGAGACCGGGGACAAGAGGAGAUUCGAGGAUGUCUUUGAACGAAGAGGGUUACGUGGUUAGGAUCAGAGGACUUCCCUGGUCCUGCACACAGGAAGAGGUUGCUGGUUUCUUCUCUGACUGUGACAUUGUGGGGAAGGUAAACGGAGUGUGUUUCACCUACUCCAAAGAAGGCCGCCCCAGUGGAGAGGCAUUUAUUGAGCUGAAAACAGCUGAGGAUUUCAAGAAUGCCCUUGCCAAAGACCGUAAAUACAUGGGGCACCGAUACAUCGAGGUGUUCAAGUCAAACCGUAGUGAGAUGGACUGGGUGCUGAAACGUAGCGGCCCUGCUGACUAUGAUAGCUGCAGUGGCUGCAUGCUGAGACUUAGAGGCCUGCCCUUUGGCUGCAGCAAGGAAGAGAUUGUUCAGUUCUUUUCAGGGUUGAGAAUCGUGCCAAAUGGGAUUACUCUGCCAGUGGACUACCAGGGGAGGAGCACAGGGGAAGCCUUCGUGCAGUUUGCCUCAAAGGAGAUAGCAGAAAAGGCUCUGGGGAAACACAAGGAAAGAAUAGGGCACAGGUAUAUAGAGAUUUUUAAGAGCAGUCGUAACGAAAUCAGAGCCUACUACGAGGUGCCCCGGCGGGGGAUGGGAGGCCAGAGACCAGGGCCGUACGAUAGACCCAUGAUGGCGGGACCCAGGGGAGGGUUUUUUGGGCCCGGGCCUGGCCGUGGUGCAGCUCUGAUGGACACCAUGAGGAGUGGAGGUGGCUACGGAGGAGGUUAUGGCAGCUUUGACAACUACAAUGGUUUCAACAACUACGGUUUUGGCAACGGCAUGUUUGAUGAGCGGGUGAGAGGAGAGAGGGGAGGAAGAGGGAUGGGAGGCCACGGUUACGGUGGUCAAAGUGAAAGUGGCUCAGGUUUCCACAGUGGCCAUUUUGUCCACAUGAGGGGUUUGCCUUUCCGUGCCACAGAGGGAGACAUCGCUAAAUUCUUCUCUCCAUUGAACCCACUGAGGGUCCACAUUGACGUGGCACCAAACGGCAAGUCGACUGGAGAGGCCGAUGUGGAGUUCCGCUCCCAUGAAGACGCUGUGGCAGCCAUGUCCAAAGACAAGAACCACAUGCAGCAUCGUUAUAUUGAGCUGUUUCUCAACUCAACAGCAAGUGGGGCAGCUGAAAUGAGUCGUGGCGGUGGGGGUUACUAUAGUAACUCAGGAGGGGGUGGAGGCUCACGGAGCAGCGGGCUGCGAGGUGCAUACUGAUGAUGUCAUCCCACUCUUCCAAUCCAUCCUGACGUUUGUCUCACUUUUCUUGAGGCCACAUUUACUCAAGUGUUUUUACGCAGGAGAGCUGAUCUGAAGUCAAUUUAUUGCAGGGUCAAACUAUAACCUCAGAUACGAUAACAGACAAGAUAUAAACUUUACAUGUUCUAUCGUUCCUAAAAGCACAUGAAGAACAAAUCAAAUCUGACAAAAGUAAAAUGUUGGAGCUCUUAUGGGCACAUCAUCACUGAUGGAAACUUCUAGUUUAUAUGUUUUAAAACGUUUUCUUAUAUUUUUUAAACAAUCAGAUAUCGUUUAACAGUUGGAUAUCGAGAUAUAGUUUGUCCUGAUUCACACCAAUACAAGUUUAUGCCCUAUAAAUAUCAAAAUUUGUAUUGUUGCAAAGUGUUGGAGAUCCAUUUGAGAGAAGUCAGAGCAUCUGUUUAUCUUGCAGAGUUUUGAAAAGAUUGAACAGGCAGAAAGUGAAUGUUAAAGUUUUUACUGCCCCUUUAUUCAUCUUAUCUCACUGUACUGCAGCUGAUGUCAGUCAGUACAGACACAGCAGGGAGACAAAACUUUGCUGGACACGGAUUAGGACCACAAUACCCCAAAACAAAUGUGUGUUGAUUGGCGCUGUGCUGUCGGGACCUGUUCUGGUCUCAUCUUGUCACUUGAUGAUAACGCUGCUUUGAUUUGGAUGAUGUGUUUAUGAGGUGAAGCGGUGACAAUCGGCAGCGUCAAAACAAUACAAGCAACUUUUGGUGAAAAAUUAAUUUUUAAUCUUUUAUUAAAACAUGAGGAACAUUAAAUCUAUUCUGGUUUAACUUGUUUUCAUCAGAUCUUUUAGCCGUCCUGCCACACUGAUUUGAAUGUGAUUUUAGAUCAGCUUUGCUCUUUGAAAAGUUUGAUAAAUGUGAGCCAAUGUGUGUUUUUUAUGAAUGUUUUCACAGUUCAUUACAGAAUUUAAAAGUAAGUUGAAUAUUAUAUUCCACUCUCAAAGAGUGGAAGUAAAAUUGAGUCUCUAUAUUUGAGCUGUAAAAUAGCUUAUGCAGCUGUUGUACAUUUUGCCUAAUAAAUUUUAUAUUUAAUUCUC
Molecule: messenger RNA, 2407 nt
Organism: Thunnus maccoyii (southern bluefin tuna)
Lineage: Eukaryota; Metazoa; Chordata; Actinopteri; Scombriformes; Scombridae
Gene: hnrnph3
Product: heterogeneous nuclear ribonucleoprotein H3 (2H9)
Exons: 11
Coding region: 103-1314 (403 amino acids)
Biological process (GO): regulation of RNA splicing
Cellular component (GO): nucleoplasm; ribonucleoprotein complex
Molecular function (GO): RNA binding
Source: RefSeq, a predicted model, not a curated record